Humulus lupulus (European hop) is the source of this 969-nucleotide messenger RNA. Its product is annotated as coatomer subunit delta-1-like. Lineage: Eukaryota; Viridiplantae; Streptophyta; Magnoliopsida; Rosales; Cannabaceae. The record is from RefSeq and is a predicted model, not a curated record. Gene Ontology annotation, biological process: endoplasmic reticulum to Golgi vesicle-mediated transport; retrograde vesicle-mediated transport, Golgi to endoplasmic reticulum; Golgi localization. Bases 1 to 969 code for a protein of 322 amino acids. The transcript is spliced from 5 exons. Gene Ontology annotation, cellular component: COPI vesicle coat; cytosol.
AUGUCUCGCAUAAGAAUAGAAGGUCUUCUUGCAGCUUUCCCAAAGUUGAUAGGCACUGGAAAACAACAUACAUAUUUUGAGACAGAAAAUGUUCGCUAUGUUUACCAGCCUAUUGAAGCUUUGUACUUGCUACUUGUUACAAACAAACAGAGCAAUAUUCUGGAAGAUUUGGAGACACUGCGACUGCUCUCAAAGCUUGUGACGGGGUAUUCUAUGUCUCUAGAUGAAGAGGGUGUUUGCAGGACUGCUUUUGAGCUGAUUUUUGCUUUUGACGAGGUCAUCUCUCUUGGACACAAGGAAAAUGUAACUGUAGCUCAGGUUAAACAGUACUGUGAAAUGGAGAGUCACGAAGAGAAGCUGCACAAACUUGUAAUGCAGAGCAAGAUUAAUGAGAUGAAAGAUGUCAUGAAACGUAAAGCUAGUGAGAUUGACAAAAGCAAGAUUGAAAAUAAUAGGGGUGAUAAGGGAGGGUUUAUGUCAAUGGGCUCAGGAAGAAUAGAGAGCAGCUUUAGUGAGAUGAGCAUUUCAAAUACUGGAAGCGGUUUUGGGAGUGGUUCUAGUUUUGGAUUGAACACUGAGAUCGAUCCAUUUUCUAUCAAGUCUAAAGGUUCAGGUCGUCAACCUUCGGCUGCCAAUGCUCCUCCGAAAGGUCUUGGUAUGCAGUUAGGGAAAUCACAAAGGACUAACCAGUUCUUGGAGUCUUUGAAAGCAGAAGGGGAGGUUAUCCUUGAAGAUGUGCAGCCAAAAGCAAGCCAAUCUAGAUCAUCUGCCCCACCUUUAACUGAUCCCGUCACUUUGGUUGUUGAGGAGAAACUAAAUGUAACACUGAAACGAGAUGGUGGUGUCAGUAACUUUGAUGUUCAGGGAACACUGUUGCUGCAGAUUCUAAAUGCAGAAGAUGGGCAAAUCAAAGUUCAGGGAGCUUUGGAAGAAGAACUAUCCGCAGCAGAGAGCCAGCAAAAUCCUUAG